Messenger RNA from Biomphalaria glabrata, 9533 nucleotides. RefSeq names its product F-BAR and double SH3 domains protein 2-like. The record is from RefSeq and is a predicted model, not a curated record. Bases 1585 to 4947 code for a protein of 1120 amino acids. Gene Ontology annotation, molecular function: protein binding. Lineage: Eukaryota; Metazoa; Mollusca; Gastropoda; Planorbidae. The transcript has 22 exons. Gene Ontology annotation, cellular component: recycling endosome; neuromuscular junction. Gene Ontology annotation, biological process: regulation of actin filament polymerization; neuromuscular synaptic transmission.
CCUAAUAUUGCCUUAAAGAACACACAUGCAGACCAGUUGUCUAAAUUACAAGCUAAACAUCAACAGGAAUGUGAUUUACUUGAAGAUAUCAGAACUUACUUUGCCAGAAAGUCAGUGCUGGAGAAGGAAUACGCUCAGUUAUUUUUUACCUGUUGAAUCCUGAGAAAUUCUAGAAAGAACCUAAGUUUCUUGUGAACACAAUAGAUACACUUAAGAACAUUUGUCUGAUCAUUGGACUGCACACUGUGUGUUAGCAUAUUAGCAUAGACAUGUUGCACUUACAUUGAUGCUAUAAUUGGAGGCCUGAUAAAUAUUGUUUGGUUUGAAAUACAUAGAAAGUUAAUCAUCUUUUUGUACAUACGGUAUGACGUUAUUUCGUUUAGAACUUUGACCUAUAAAAAAAAAAACAGUUUUCAAUUGACUGCACUGCAUGACGCAGGUAUCCAAGAACAAACCUUUUGCUAGGCACACUGAGUUACAAUGUACCCGUAUCCGUUACCUACCUGUUCAUCUGAUUCUUCCUCUGUUGUCUUGUUUGUCAAAAGGUGCAUUGCUUGGUGGAAUUGUAUUGGACUUGGCGAGGUCAUUUCCUCAAAAAGUCUAGAUUGCAGCCUGUUUCGUGUAUCAGUUCACUUCCUGUAUCCUGUACAUCGUGUUUAGAUUGCUCACCUUUUCUCUGUUUGUUUCAUUGGAGGUUUGAAUAGUCAUGACCAAUGUUUCAAUGAAAUAGAAUCAAAGUUCAUAUUUUAUUCAUUGAUUUAAUUGAAUAGAUUUGAAAUGUGUGAAAAAAGAUAAAAUAAAAGGCAUUGCGGCCUUUUAAGGCCAUAUUUACUUUAAAGAUUUGUUGGUUUUUGCCCUAACAGAUAUAUGGUGAAGACAUUUUAACUACGAACAUCACGAAACUUUGAUCUUUAUAGCAAUAUCUUGGAAACACUAAACCGAUAGAAAUCGAUUGUCAUAAUCGUAGCAUGGGUACUUUAGUGUUUAUUCUACCCUCAAAGUCUCAGCGUUUGAACAAAUGUAAAAUUAAUUUUAUUUGUAGCUCUCCAUUUAUUGCUGGAGUUGUUUCUUCUAAUUGCUAUCUUGUUGUAGGCCAGAUAUAAUACAAACAUUGUUUGGGUCUGGCUGACGUCAUGUGAAUAUGGUAUUUUGUGUAUGUAUCCCACAUGGCGUUCCUUGCUUACCUAGUUUCUUCAAUUGACUAAGUGUGUUGUGUAACGCUUAGCUUCCUGACAAUGUCUAUUUCAUGAAUGUAGACCAGACACAACUAAUGUCAGGGUACACAUCUAGGUCACUGGGAAGUCAGGUGGUUGUUCUCUAGGUCUUGGUGGUAGACUUGUUGAGGAACCAUUGACGGAAACAAAUGAACAGGGCUUGCAAAAAAUUACCAGUCAGUUACUAAAAAGAGAUUUCCCAGCACAGCCAGACCUUAACAGUGAAGAUGGUCAAGAACACAAGACUGUCACUGCUGUAUGGAGGUCCAUCUUGGAAGAAUCAGACAAACUGGCUAAAGCCAGACUUCAGGCAGCAGAGGUGUAUUUCGAGAAGGCAGCGGAACCUCUUAAACCUGUUAGGGCAGCAAAAAUGCAAUUAUUUAAAAAAGUAAUGCCACAACUGAGUGUCGUCCAAUCAGAAGUGGCUCAGUGUGUGAUGGAGCUGGUCAAGACACAGAAGUUGUAUUUGACAGAAGGAGGAAUGGCCCAUGAAGCAAGAACUAAAGUAUCAGAAGCUGAAGAUAAGUUGAAACGGAAAUCCACAGGUAUCUUUCAGUCUCUCUCAGGUCUUCAAAAGAGCUGUGCUAAGCUGCGCAGCAGGACAGAAGUAAGUGAGACCAAAGAGACUGCUGCUCGCAAUGAGUAUCUUUUAGCCCUAGCAGCAGCCAAUGCCCAUCACAUGCGGUACUACAGUACUGACUUACCUGAUGUCAUGAAGACCUUGGACUGUGAUAUUUAUGAAAAAAUCCAAGAAUCACUGACAAUAGCUGGUCAAACAGCUGCAGAUUUGGCUCAGGCGGAAACAACAAGCUUUAAUAAAAUAGCUAUAGAAGCAGCAAAGAUUUGUCGAGCUUUCAGUCUACAGUGUUAUUUGUUUCAGAAUCCAGUAUUCACUAAUUUAGUUCAAUAUCAUUUUGAACCAUCCAAUGGGGAUUUGUGCAAUAAAAUAUCUAGUGAACAUGGAGCAGGACCAGAUCUUGAAAAAGAAGCGAGAAAAUGGUCAACAAAGGUAGCUAAAGAAACAAGAGCUAUCCGGGAUUAUUACAGACAGAUAACAGUGCUUCAGAAUGCAAAGACAGGUGACAAGACAUCUGAUACUGGCAGCCAGGAAUCUUCAACAGUUGACCCAGAAGUUAAAUUAGAAGAGAUCAAGGUUAAUUUACGAAAAGCAGAGACAGCCAAAUUGAAAGCUGAAGCAAGACUUGAAGCUCUAAGGCUAGGAGGAGUCAAUGUUGAUGAAUGGAUCAACCAAGCCCAGAUGGAGUCUUUGGCUGCUGAGGAAAGUGGACUGGCAAGGACACCCAGUCAAGCUUCACUUAGAACAGAGAGUUCUGGAGGGCAAAGUGGUACAGAUGAACAAGAGCAAACUUACACUCAUUAUGAUGAAGAUGAUGACUUUAUAGAUGACACAUUCACAUCAGCAGGCGGAAACAGAUCUGGGAGGGCCUAUCCCAUUUAUUGCAAGGCUCUCUAUGACUUUGUGGCCAGCAAUUAUGAUGAAAUGACAAUCAAAGCUGAGGAAGACCUGGAACUGAUUGCUGAUGGUGAUGGAGAAGGUUGGGUCAAGGCCAAAAACUCUUUAGGUCAGGAGGGUUACAUCCCAGAAACCUAUGUUGAUCUUGGUGGACUGUCCACUGCUCCUACUCCUCUGGGCGUGGAGGCCUUGAAUGCUAUCAACACAAGUAUGAACAGCCCAGCACAGAAUAGCUACACUGUCCCUACCACCACACCUGACCUACAGUCUCCUGACCUUCAACAGGACACCACUUCAUCCUAUUCUUCAGGUGACCUGGAAGUUCAGCAGACUACAGAGGUCAUGGAUUCUGAUGAACAUCCUGUUCCAAUGACAGUUGUAACAAACAGUGAAAUAUCCUGGGCCAGAGCUCUCUAUGACUAUGAGGGUCAGACUGAAGAAGAGUUAUCUUUCUUGGAGGGUGCAUUGAUUCGAGUACUACGCAAAGAUGACAGAGGUGUGGACGAUGGCUUCUGGGAGGGAGAGUGCAAUGGAAAUAUUGGAGUCUUCCCAUCUUUAGUUGUGGAAGAGAUACCUGAUCCAUAUCUUAAUAAUGAUCCGUUGUCCCCACCAGUCAUGCCAUCAGUGCCAGACUUUUCUAUUCCUCCACCAGUUCAAAUCACUCUUCCUACUCCUGAUGCUGAGCCUCCACCGCCCCCUGUUAUGGUGAAUGGAGAAGAUCCAGACAGUGAUGAUCCAUUGCCUCCACCGCCUCCGCCAUUUAAAGUGCUUUCUGAUGAAGAUGAAGAUUCAAAUCCAGUUCCAUGUUCCACUGCUGACCAGCUGCAGAAAAAAGUGAGGUUUACUAGCAGGCCCAGUCAUCACUCACAGAAAGACAUCUCACUCUUGCAGGAAGGCGCACAACAAACUUUAGUUGCUAAGCAACACAGUAGAGAUAAUGGCACACACCUAACAGCUGUAGAGACAAAUCAAGCUAGUCACAUUACUGCUCAUGUUAGUCCCAAGUACCAAACAAAUUCACCAGCCAAACACCAGAAGAUUAAAGAAAACUUUCCACAACAAAAACAAGGUCAGGUAUUUAAAAUGGAACAGACUCAGGGUCAAGUCAAUGAAGGUGAUGGUCAUCACCAUCAUGUUCGUCCAAUACAUCCAGUACAGCCACUCCAAGAGCUAAAAACUGAACCAAGUCCAAUUAUGAGGCAUAAAUCCCUUCCAAGCAAUUUGGAUAAAGAAAACGACGUCAGUCAUACUGUCAGAUCUGAAGAUGACCUUUGUCCAGAGAAGGUGCACCCUUGUUCACCUCAGUCACCACAAUCGGUACGACGCAUGCAUCAACAUCAUGACAUCAGCCAAAGCCAGCCACAUCUUAUGACCUCACUUAUUAGAACCCCGCCCCCAUCCCGCAGACUGAUUCUUCAGCAAAGGCACCUUCAGCAGCAGCAACUUCAACAUUAUCCUUCAGAACCAUCAGCUGUCAAUGGGGGCACUUCCAGAAACAGUGUGCCUCAAAAUCUACUACUGAACAUAACAAACAACUCUGUUGUAUCAGAACAGCAACGUAGCUAUUCUUACCCCAACAGCCCUUUAAGCAGCCCACUAAAAGAGGAUACUGGUCAUUUGCAGAACUACAUUCACCAAAACUCAAGACCAGAUAGUCCCCAGAAACAGUUGUCCCAUCAUAGGCAACAGCUUUUAGAGAAGUAUGCCUUACCACCUCCCAACAAUCACCCUAUUCAGCAACACAUUUCCAGCCCAGAUAACUAUUCAACACAUAUGCUAGGCAGGUUACAGGACUCCAAAAGUCCCUAUGGCAGAGGAUGUUCCAGCCCAGAUUCAACACAUAUGCUAGGCAGGUUACAGGAAUCCAAAAGUCCCUAUGGCAGAGGAUGUUCCAGCCCAGAUUCAACACAUAUGCUAGGCAGGUUACAGGAAUCCAAAAGUCCCAAUGGCAGAGGAUGUUGCAGCCUGAGAAACACUCUGAGCUGUGUAAACAAUGUAUCUCAUAGGCAGCUCUUUUCCUCUCCACAGAAAACUGUUCAAUUUACAACAGACACACAUCACCCAGGAAACUUGACAGCUCCUAAAUCUCAGAACUAUCCCAACACAAGACCUCUGCAGUCAGAGUACUAUGUCUUACAACAGCAGUAUUGCCAAGUUUCACGAGCUGCCCACACUAAUGAGAAACUAGUGUGCUACGUUGAGGCAACAGAUGAUACCACAGAUGAUGACUGGGAGGAAGGAGAGGAAUCUCUAGUCUAGCACAGCUCUUACCAGCUACCAUUGUUGUAUCAAGUCUAUGUUAUUACCACAGGGUAUCAGUGGUUAGUUGAUUAGUUAAUCUGUUGUGUCUGCUAAAGUAGUUUUGUUUUAAACAGCAUGGUAGAUCUGCUUUGAUACACACCUCCACCUGAUUACACAAUCUUUUUAUUUGUUCAUGAAUAUUGGAUUAGAGUAUUUGAGUUUCUUGUUUUCUUGCUGACAAAGAUGUGCAUAUUUGAAUACCAAAAGGUAUUUGUCUAACUAGAAACCUGGCAAUAAUAUUAUAUUGUAUUUUAAAAAAUGGAAUCCAUACAUAGAUCAUAUGUAUUAGUAUAGGGCUAAAGAUUGUUUAUUUAUUUUGUGAAAAAUGUCAACAAAAUUAUGUUUGUAAAUAAAUGUGUUAAUUUAAGAUUUUGUGUGAACAUUUUGUUCAUUUCAAUGUAUCGUUGUUGUAUUUUAGUGCAGUAUUACAUAGACCUCAUGUACACGGUGAUUCAUACAUUUAGUUGUGUUUUGACUGCAUUAUUUUUUUGGUUAUUUUUUACUUAUGUUAUUGACUAUGUUUCACUGGGCAGCUAGUGAGUCCCACUAUUACAAAACUCUUGGUUCCAAGACAUAAUGUAUGGCUGCCAUAAUGUAUGUACUCCAGCUGAAAUGUUGGACUUUAUGUUGACCUUCCUUACAAUGUUACUUGAAUUUAUCUAGAAAAUGUUUUUGUUAUGUUCUUUGCAAUAUUUCAAGAUCUUGUUUCUUUUUUUUUUUUUUUUUUUAUGGGGUUUCUGGUUACAGAAGUAUAAUUAAAAAGUUUUGAAAUUUUACAUUUUCAUGACAAUAAGUUAAUGAGGAUGAAGUAAUUUUCUUGUUAAAGGGAACAUUAGUAAAAACAUUUUUGCAGAACUAAGCUUAAUUGUUGUUUAUAUAAAUAUUGUAACUGUCUUGCAACAAGUUUAAUGAAACAAAAAAAAAUGCUGUAUGGAUCACAUAAUAAUGAUAAGUACUGCAAUUACAUAAAGAGAUUUUAAAAGAAUGUGUUUUUUUUUGAUAACAUUGUCCCAUCUGUUGUAUUUCUCUAGUUAGCAUAGACUGUAGGAUGGUGUCUCUCAAACUUUUUCACUUAAUUGACAUUUUGAAGCUUUGGUCAUUAGUACAUAAGUACUCAACUAUGGAAAUACAAGAGUUUCUGUCCUUGACAAAAAUAAAACAAUCUUUGCACCCCAUUUUACAGCAUAUCAAGCCCUCUAGGGGUACACACUCCACAGUUUCAGAAAUGCUGAUGUAGGACUACAUUUUAUGUAUAUAUCUAUUCUUAUAGUUUGUCAAAGUAUUUUUGAGUUUUUUCUUUGGCUGUGACUUCCAUUCAUUUGCAUUUGAGUUGUUUCUAUUUGUUUAUAGUUCUGAGAUUGAAUGUAUGCGUUCAUUGUUGUAGUCUAGGCAAGUGUUCUCUGGGCUAUUGUUAAGCUGUAUAAUACUUCUAUGAAACAUGUCCUCACCAAAGGCUGUUUCUUGUAUGUAGCAAUAUGACACCAUUUUAUGUUCAAAUUAUCUAUUACUAUGUGACUUUAUAUUUUUAUGACCCUCUAUGUUCUGGCUACAUAUCUUAUAUUUCUAAUGAUCUUAUUUACUGAACUUCUUUAUUUUUACAUUGUAUUUUUGCUUCAAUGACCUGCAAAGCUGAUGUCAUUUUGCCCUCACUCAUAUCUGUUAGUACAGAGAUUCAGACAAAAAGAAUUUGUACUUGUUUUAUUGAUGCAGUCAUUUCUAUUGAAUCUGAAAUCAACCAAUUAAUCAUCGUACAUUUCUCAGCAUUCAUUUCUCAGGCCUAUUGUAAUGUAAUACUGUCUAACUUUUGAACUAAUAUUUAAAUGUAAACUCAAUACAUGACUUUUCAAACAUUUUGUAGAUGAUAAGCUAUUGUACAUUUAUUGCAGUAUGGUUUGUGAAAAAAAAACCUAUGCCACACUUUUUUCAAGGAAAACUAAUUUGAAUAAAGCCUCAUUUGGUCUUAAGUAUCUAACUUCUCCUAUGAUCUGUGCUAGAUGAUAGCCUACUAUUGCUAUGUUUGGGCAAUUAUUUAUAUCUUGGCUUGAAUGUUUGCAAAUGUUUUGAAAAAGCAAUGAUACACAUAUUCUUAGUUGAGACAUUUUUUUUGUUUGUUAGUAUUGAGAAUUGAAAAGAAAAAAAAGUUCCCCUUUCAGACCUUGUGUGAGCUAUUGUGCUAAUGAUGUUAAGGUCAUCUUAUUCUGUGGCCAAUGGUUAAUGAGCAGGGUGUCAUGUGGCAAGCACAAUGACCAACCGCCUUUACUUUCCCCAGCUAAAGUCAGGUACCUAUUAGGGUUGUGUGGACUCAGGGGUGCCGUGAAAAUCCAGAAAUUCAAAAUCCAAGUCAUCACAGAGAUUCGAAUCAGAACCCCAAAAUCAGAAGCCAUUCACAUAAAUAGAUUAGACACUAACGUAAAGAGUUCAUUGAGUGACUACACACAGACGUCUCACAAAAGCUAUACUAGAUUUGACAUUAAGUUUUACCAAUAAAUAGACUUCUUUUUUUUUAUAUUUACAAUACCGGUAUUUAUAUUAAGUUAUUCUGUAUGUUUCUUGUAUAUUUGGAACUGAACUGGUCCUUGUAAUGAUUGGUUAAUAGAGGUAGUGCAUUUAUGACAUCUAUUAGUAUAUAGCUCCUCACACAUUUCUCAUUUCCAAUGAAUUUGAAGAUGACUGUAUAGUCCAAUCCUCACUUUAAAAAGCUGGCCAAACACAUGGCAUGGGUAAGUUGUGUCUGCUGCAGAUAGGCCUGCUUUUUGUUGGCUCUGCCUUCUUUCAUGCUUUCAUCUAUUAGUUAUGCAUUAUUCUUAGCAUAGUUUAACACUGCUCUAAUAGAAAUGUAACACUAUAUACUAAUUAAUAUUUUUGCUGUCAUCUGAUGGCUAAGCUUAACUAAAGAAAAAAUUAUUUUUCUUUUUUUUUUUAAUGAAAGAAAAUCUCCAUUUCCAAACUUACUUUUUCAAAAGUUUAUUAGUUGCUAUUUAAUCCUAAUUUGAAACAUUUGAUGUGACGGUGCUUGAAGAUAAUGAGUCUUCUAGUUUACAGAAAGUAUGGUUUAUUCUUUAUUUCCGAAUGGUUAAUAAUGAAUAUCUAGUCACAUUGAAAUUAUAUUUUAAUCACAAUAUCUUGGUCUUUGUAAAACUUUUGUUUUAUCAUUUGACGAAAUGUUACGUGAUUUCUUUCAGAACCUCAAGACUUUUUCAUAAAUGUAUUUAGGGUAGCUUUAAAGUUGGGCUGGACCUUUUACUGAGGGGGUUCGGUGGCUGAGUGGUUAAGCGCUUGGCUUCCAAACCUAGGGUCAUGGAUUUUAAUUUCAGUGAAGACUGGAAUUUUUAAUUUCAAGAUUUUGAGGUGAACCUAAGUCCACCCAACUCUAGUGGGUGACUGAUUUCAUUUGGGGAAAGUAAGGGCAGUCGGACAUCGUGCUGGCCACAUAACAACAAUUAGUUCAGAUUUGUUUCCUAUCAACAUCUGAAAGACUAGUAUAAUACAAUCAUUUUGAUAGUUUGAGAAAUAAGUGCUUCUACCAAUAGUAAUGUGGUCUUUAUUUUACCCAAAGUGUUUGUUGAUCUUUCCCUUUGUUCAUUGAUCUUCAUUGCUUCUUAACAAGUUCAAAGCUUUUUAUUUCAGCCUUUUUUGAUCAUUUGGGGAUUGCUUUGUAGUAUUAACUGAUUUGAGACAUGUUAUUGUAAGCUUAUAUGGUGUUUUUUAAAGACAAAACUAAAGGUACAUAACUUUGAUUUAAUAGUUCUGUUAAACAAGAGAUCUUUUUUUCUCCAUUUGUAAACUUUGCUAUUAAAUGUCUACACAAAUGGCUACUUCUUAUGAACAAACAUAGGCGGAAAUCAGUUUUGUCUUUUUUUUUCUUUAAAAGUACACUAAUGAUAAAAUAUCAAUUAAAAAAAAAAAAUGUGUAUGUACCACUUGGCCUGUAAAACAAAUAUGGCUUUAUUGUCUAGACAUUUAACUAGUUGGGUUUUUUUUUUUUAGAAAGAAAGAAAACUAUUUGGAAUGUUUAAAGUACCAGGAAAUGAUUAUAUUUGUUUGCUAGAGCUGACUCCUUUAAGUGUUCUGUUGCUAGUAUUUAAUCUCUAUUGCAAAGGAGAUAGGGAGAUAUUGAACAAGAGUCCACCAUAACAAUGAAUUGAUCUAUGCAUAUCUUUUGUACAAAAGACUUUUGAUUUUUCUACCUAAGUGUUGUCUUUUUAUUCUGACACUCUGUUACUGCAAUACAUUACAAGGUUUUCAGAGCUCUUAACGUUAUAAUAAUUGUCCUGUCACCUGGGUCUGGAGUAUCCAGUUUAAAAGAAAUCAUAAAUCUGAUUUGAUGUACUCUUCAUUCAGUCUGUGGGUUGAUGUACUCACCAGUAGAUAAAACUAGCUGCACAAAGUGAGUGGAUCACAUUCAGAAAACUCUAUCAGUAGAAUGUGUGCUAGUUGUAUGUCAUGGCUGUUUCUAGGAUUAUGUGUACAGAAACUUGUGUUGUCACUUAGAGCAGACAAUGCUAGAGGACAUAAUAAAAGUCUAGUUUGUAUUGUACAUGGUA